Molecule: messenger RNA, 426 nt
Organism: Ectocarpus sp. CCAP 1310/34
Lineage: Eukaryota; Phaeophyceae; Ectocarpales; Ectocarpaceae
Source: the annotation of a GenBank genome assembly
AUGCUUCCUUCACCGGGUGCGCCACUCCGAAAACUCAUCAAUCUUUCGCUGGGAUUGAAAAGGCAUUUCUUACCAGACGACAAAAAAUGCCCAAACCUUUGUCCCAUUUUGUCUUGUUUCCUUCCCCGACCGCCCGCCGCCGUAGGAGCGCAGCAGGGCGUCGCGGGCGCAGCGCCCGUAGACCUGGGAACCGCGUUUGCUCGCGGCCAGCUCCAGGACGCCUGCGCCAAGGCGGUCUUCGCGCAGCGAGCGCUCGACCCCGAGCACGGUUUGCUGGAGGUUGGACCCGAGCUCGGCGCUGGCGGGCAUGGGUCAGAUAGUCGGGCACGCGACCCGACACCCGGGGUCCUCUACGCCAUGAAGACGGCGCUUCCUGACUCCAGCAAGGUCUGCCUCAGGCAAGAGGCGAGGAACAUCAUCUGGUGA